AUGUGGCUAAUAAUUGCGUUGAUUCGGUCACAAUUCCUCCCCCGACCCCUCGGUUCUCACACCUCCCGAAACCCCUCGGUAUCUCACACCUCCCGACCCCUCGGUAUCUCACACCUCCCGAAACCCCUCGGUAUCUCACACCUCCCGAAACCCCUCGGUAUCUCACACCUCCCGAAACCCCUCGGUAUCUCACACCUCCCGAACCCCUCGGUAUCUCACACCUCCCGAAACCCCUCGGUAUCUCACACCUCCCGACCCCUCGGUAUCUCACACCUCCCGACCCCUCGGUAUCUCACACCUCCCGACCCCUCGGUAUCUCACACCUCCCGGACCCCUCGGUAUCUCACACCUCCCGGACCCUCGGUAUCUCACCCUCCCGACCCUCGGUAUCUCACACCUCCCGACCCCUCGGUAUCUCACACCUCCCGACCCCUCGGUAUCUCACACCUCCCGACCCCUCGGUAUCUCACACCUCCCGACCCCUCGGUAUCUCACACCUCCCGACCCCUCGGUAUCUCACACCUCCCGAACCCCUCGGUAUCUCACACCUCCCGACCCCUCGGUAUCUCACACCUCCCGACCCCUCGGUAUCUCACACCUCCCGACCCCUCGGUAUCUCACACCUCCCGACCCCUCGGUAUCUCACACCUCCCGACCCCUCGGUAUCUCACACCUCCCGAACCCCUCGGUAUCUCACACCUCCCGAACCCCUCGGUAUCUCACACCUCCCGACCCCUCGGUAUCUCACACCUCCCCGACCCCUCGGUAUCUCACACCUCCCCGACCCCUCGGUAUCUCACACCUCCCGACCCCUCGGUAUCUCACACCUCCCGACCCCUCGGUAUCUCACACCUCCCGACCCCUCGGUAUCUCACACCUCCCGACCCCUCGGUAUCUCACACCUCCCGACCCCUCGGUAUCUCACACCUCCCGACCCCUCGGUAUCUCACACCUCCCGACCCCUCGGUAUCUCACACCUCCCGACCCCUCGGUAUCUCACACCUCCCGACCCCUCGGUAUCUCACACCUCCCGACCCCUCGGUAUCUCACACCUCCCGACCCUCGGUAUCUCACACCUCCCGACCCCUCGGUAUCUCACCCUCCCGACCCUCGGUAUCUCACACCUCCCGACCCCUCGGUAUCUCACACCUCCCGACCCCUCGGUAUCUCACACCUCCCGACCCCUCGGAUGUCUCUUCCCUUUCCCCCAAAUCCCUCCAGCCAACCUAG
Messenger RNA from Oncorhynchus nerka (sockeye salmon), 1230 nucleotides. RefSeq lists its product as uncharacterized. NCBI's taxonomy places the organism in Eukaryota, Metazoa, Chordata, Actinopteri, Salmoniformes, Salmonidae. The record is from RefSeq and is a predicted model, not a curated record. The coding region runs from base 1 to 1230 and encodes 409 amino acids. The transcript has 2 exons.